AUGUCUGUGUCUAAUUAUAAUUUGGAUGUUUGUGGGACACCAAAGAAAACUGGCAGGAAAAGUUUGAAAACUGGUUCUUUGUGCCAAGUUAUAAAAUAUUCAGUAGUGUUCUUUAGCAAAAAGAGCUCCCCAGUUGCCUGGCCCCUUUCUGUACAGCCCAGAGCUAAUUACAAACAAACACCUAUUCACUUCCAUCUGAACAUAGUUCAACUUUUCUUUGCAGAGCAAAGCCACAGACCAAACAAUAUAUCAUCUAUAACUCUAUGUCUGGCUGCAGACUGCUAUUCAGAACAACAGAGACACAACACAAGGAUCUCUCGACUAUCAAAACCCGAGCUGGACAGAGACCAAAGACAUUUUCUUACCAAGAUUCGCCAGGAAUUUUCUUAUGCCAUGGAUUACGGAAUUACACGGUGGGUUUCAAAUUUUAAUGCUUGCAUGUAAACAUUCAGUUGGCUUUUUACGUUUUCAGAUCCGUGAGCGCACAGGAUGAAAAAAAGAUAAUUUAAUGGAGAUUAUACCAAUUUCUAAAAAUCCACAGGGAAAAAACAUCAUAUACACCUAAUGAAGAACCCACUGUUUGCAGUUUAGAAAUCAGUUUUUUGUUUUUUUUCUACAGUCAGGAACGGAUUAAUAAAAUCUUCAUGUUCCAUGUAAAAAAAAAAGAAUUUUUAGAUAGUCUAAAAUUCUUCUGCAAUAUAUUCCCUUAUGCACAUAAAUACACAACUAUUUAUGUAAACAGUGAUUUACUCAUAGUACACUUAGAUCCCCCUCACACUGACACUUUAUGCAAUUCCUGAUAUACUAAUUUAAGGCCAGAGUAGCCAAUCUGAAAAAACUGAGAAUUGUUCCAGUUUGGCAAUUUUACAUUAAACUUGAAAUUCCCUUUUAAUUCACCUUAAAUAACACCGUUAGUGAUUAACGCUUUCAAAUCUAUGCGUUUUAAGAGAUUACAUUUGCUAGACAUAUUUCAGUAAUAGUAACCUAGAAAUGAAAUGUACAAUGUACCCUAUUGUCUAUUAAUCAAAUGACCAUGAAAAGUAAGGUGUGUUUUAAGUUAUUUAUACGAGGAACAGAGUAUUGUCAGUUUCUUAUGCAUUUACAACAGUAAUCACCAUUGCAGUGCUUACUGGGGUGAACAGAGCACAAGAGGUAAUUAAAACAUUAACUUCUGCUGAAUUUCUGUUUUUUGCAAGGCUACUCAUCCAUAUGUUGCUUUGGGUGCACGCAUUCCAGCUCAGGCAUCUAACACGCGCAGGCUUCCCUGGAAUAUUCUCUUGCUGUGCUGCACAUGUGCAUGCGCACCCAGAGCAGUUUUUUAAUUUGAUAAUGCAGCUGUAAGUGUUCUCCUGAUUACCUGACUCCUCUCUCUGUCCAGUCAGUAACAUGUUAGGGCAGUUUGCUGUGGAUAAUGGCAUCUCCAGGGUAUUUCAGAAAGGACUCUGAAAGUUAAAGGGACACGAUGGUCAUCAAAACGACAACAGAUUAAUGUAGUUGUUCUGGUGUCUAUAGCCUGCCCCUGCAGGCUUUUAGAGAAAAUGCAGUGUUUCUAUUACUGCCUAGUAACAUCUCUACGUCUGAGUGACUGCCACUAGAGGUGAUUUCUAGUCCAAUGGUGCACAGUGUGCACCACUGACGUUAAUAUUGGCGCAGAGCAGUGAAUAACAGUGCAUGCUCGAUUGCCUCCCAAUACUUUCCUAUUGAAAGCAUUGGAUUGGCUGAGAUCAUCAAGAUUGAUAAUCUUAGGUUCUCAGCCAUGGAGGCGGGUCCAGCUGCGGCGAUACUGACACGGCGUUGGAGAAAAAGUAAGUACAAUUACGUUUAAUAUCAACAGAGAGGGAGCCGGGGACCUAAUGAUUUAUUCCUACACUAUUUUACCUUUAAAGACUUGAGAGAUUAGAAAAAUGUACGAUACAUUUUGUGUGUUUUACUAAAGAAAACAUUUAUAAACUUGUAGCAGCUUCCAAAACUGAGAUACAUUAACUAGACAUAUUUCUGAAUAGUAAUAGUAUAGAAAUGCAAUGUAUAAUAUAAAACGAGCCAUUGUAUUCAAUCACCAUAGUUACAUAGUUACAUAGCUGAAAAGAGACUUGCGUCCAUCAAGUUCAUCCUUCCUCACAUUUGUUUUUUGCUGUUGAUCCAAAAGAAGGCAAAAAACCCCAGUUUGAAGCACAAUUUUGCAACAAGCUAGGAAAAAACUCCUUCUUGACCCUAGAAUGGCAGUGAGAUUUGUCCUUGGAUCAAGCAGUUAUUACCCUACAUUUAAAGAUUAUAUCCUUGAAUAUUCUGUUUUUGCAAGUAUGCAUCUAGUAGCUGUUUGAACAUCUGUAUGGACUCUGAUAAAACCACUUCUUCAGGCAGAGAAUUCCACAACCUGAUUGUUCUUACAGUAAAAAAACCUUUCCUUUGCCUUAGACGAAAUCUUCUUUCUUCCAGUCUAAACUCAUGGCCUCGUGUCCUAUGUAAAGUCCAGUUUGUGAAUAGAUUUCCACACAAUGGUUUGUACUGGCCCUGAAUAUAUUUGUAUAAUGUUAUCAUAUCCCCUCUCAGGUGGCGUUUUUCUAAACUAAAUCGGUUUAAAUUUGUUAACCUUCCUUCAUAGCUGAUAUGUUCCAUUCCUUUUAUUAAUUUUGUAGCCCGCCUCUGCACUUUUUCUAGUGCCAUAAUAUCCUUCUUUAGAACAGGUGUACAAAAUUGCACAGCAUAUUCAAUAUGUGAUCUUACCAGUGAUUUAUAAAGAGGCAAAAUGAUAUUCCCGUCCCGAGAAUGAAUGCCCUUUUUCAUGCAUGACAAUACCGUACUGGCCUUGGCCACUGCUGAUUGACAUUGCACAUUGUUGUAUAGUUUGUUGUCUAUAACAAUUCCCAAGUCCUUUUCGUGCGUUGUUAUCCCUAAUUCACUUCCAUUAAGGGUAUACGUUGCUUGUGUAUUCUUUACGCCGAAGUGCAUAAUUUCAUCUGCCAUUUGAGUGCCCAGUACCCCAGUCUCUCUAAUCCCUCUGUAGCAAAGUAAUAUCUUGCUCACAUUGUAUUAUUUUACAAAGUUUUGUGUCAUCUGCAAACACUGAAACAUGACUUUCAAUGCUGUCUUCAAGAUCAUUUAUAAACAUGUUAAAUAGAAGGUGUCCCAGAACAGACCCCUGAGGGACACCACUUGCCACCUCUGUCCAGCUUGAAAAUUUACCAUUAAUGACAACUCUUUGUACUCUUUGUUUUUAAGCCAAUGUUCUACCCAAGAACAAGCAUUUUCAUCUAGACCAAUUUCCUUGAGUUUGAACACUAAUCUAUUGUGUGGAACUGUAUCAAAUGCCUUGGCAAAAUCCAAAUAGAUCACAUCCACUGCAACACCCUGAUCUAUACUUCUACUUACUUCUUCAUAGAACGCAAUCAAGUUAGUUUGACAUGACCUGUGCUUCAUAAAACCGUGCUGAUUUUUGCUGAUAACCAUGUUCUUCUCAAGGAAUUCUUGAAUAUUAUCCCUUAAUAACCUUUCAAAUAUUUUACCAGCCACAGAAGUUAUACUCACAGGUCUAUAAUUUCCAGGCAAGGAUUUUAAACCCUUUUUGAAUAUAGGAACAUCAUCUGCCUUCCUCCAAUCCUCCGGAACACUUCCUAAAAGAAAAGAAUCUUGAAAGAUUAAAAACUGAGGUUCAGGGGGGCGGGGCCUGGCCACAAAGCAGAGAGGACGCUUGCCUCAGCAGCUCCGGCCACCGGGAACGGCAAAAGCAAGAUAAAGCAAAUAAAACGACAACAAAACGACAAACAAAGAUUACCCAGUGCAAGGGUACACCGGGGUGCACACGCAGACACCAAUCAACUUACAACUUAAGAGGUACGCACCCGACACCCUGGCAGGGCCUACUAAUAUGGCGCAUGCGGGAGAGACGGCCGCUCUCCUGAAGCCAAAAAUCGACUGGAACCCUGUCCUGGGACCCUUCGUUCCCCCCCCCUUUGGCCCGGUGGGGGUUAUCCCGGGCUACCCCCAAUCGAGCACAUGGACAAGCUAUCCCCAUGUGAGACUGGCGCAAGGUCCGGAGGUCAUGACUACGACAUACAAAAUGGCGGACAAAUCGAGCACCACAGCCUACUGCUAUGCUGCCAGAGAAACGGAGACCAGACUAAACUACAUCUUCGGAUUAUUGUGGGAGAAGCUAGAGGUACUUCUGGGGCCCCCGACACCAGAGAUACCACCCGAUGGCACAAUACAGGGCCAGACUAGGGAGGUUGCAGAGAGGGGCAAAGGGAUCCCCCUAGACUCCGCUCCCAAGACGGUCAAACACCAGAAAAGGACCACAAUGUGGAGACACACCAAGAGUAACCAUAGCCAGGGACCGGCCAUCCGGACGCCCCUAGAGACUUACCUGCCUGCACAAGCACUCGCAAACCCCGGCGGCAGACGCAGAGCUCAGAGCCCUGGGGUAGCCCGCAUCAAGCGGCAAUGCCGCCAACGGAAGAAGGCAGUAUACAAACGGUCAAUGCAGAACGGCACCCACAAAUUAGGCGGGAGACCCCCCAACCAGACGGCAAUACGCAACGGAAGGUUAAAUGCCCCCCACAGUCUGACAUACCAUCAAGGCACUCACUUAUUGGGACUUGCAUCACAGAGCUGGUUACUUAGCUCCACUAGAUGGGACUUUGACUUGCCCCUGAAAGGCAUCGGCUAAAGGACACCAGGAAUAUCCACAUGUGAAGCACCAGGCUCAACACCACGCCAAAAUACCCUGCCUCUCCAUACUCCCCAGCAAACGUUAACUGGACUCCCACACCUAUCACAAAGGACCUUAUGGGCAAGACCCUAUAUGCAGACCAAACCCUCUAGCAAGACUCAUGCUACUAUGUGCACUUUCCGCUUCUCAUGCAGAGUUCCUUUAUGUUUUGCUUUUUCUUUUUUUUUUUUUAUUUACUCCACUACAGUGGAUCAAGCUGAACCUACUUGGUUCAAAAGAUAACACGAGCAAAGCAAACACUGAGCAACUGAUGCACACAUGCUCUCACAAACUGCCUCAGUAUCAACCUAUCCUUAAUCGUAGACACGUAGGCAGGCAUUCGCAGAUUUAACUGUCACUGACACCGCCAGACUGCGCCAUAGCUCUCUCGAACCAUAACCAUAAAACGCGCUGAAACAGCUUCAGGAACUAUAGACACGUACACUCAUGCUUGUUAAACUACCCAAUACUCAUUAUAAAUACGUCAGUUAAUAUGGAUUGCUUACCACACCAGGUUGUUUACCUCACUAACUGACAUUUGUUAUGUUAUUGUUCCGCGCCUGUUAUCAUUAUAAUAUAAAAAUGUGCAACUUCUAUUGAUGCCAUACUAAUAAUACCCUUUAUCUGUUAUACUAUGCUGGAUAAUGCUGAUGUGGCACAUAAAGCUUGAAUGUUGAUACUUGCACAAUAAAAAUAAAGAAUAAAAAAAAAAAACUGAGGUUCACUUAUUUCUACACUUAAUUCCUUAAGUACACGUGGAUGCAUACCGUCAGGCCCUCGAGCUUUGUUUAUAUUAACUUUCUUUAGUUGCUGCAGCACCUUGUCUUGAGUUAACCAAUUACAAUUAUUCUGCAAGUUUUUAGUAGCAAUCAUUUGCACAAUAGUUAUUUAAAAUUUCUGCCUUUUCCUGGUCUUCAUUAACUAACACCCCCGUUUCAGUUUUUAGUGUACCUACACUUUCAUUUUUGUUUUUUUUAGAAUUUACGUACUUAAAAAAUGCAUUGGGGUUGGUUUUGCUCUCUUUAGCUAUCAUUUUUUCAUUUUGAACCAUGUAGUUUACCCUAUUGCCUGUUAUUCAAAUUUCCAUGAAAAAUCAAGUAUUCUUUUCAAAUAAUUUUUAUUGAAAGAUUUUUCAGAUUUUACAAGUAAUAAAAAACAAUAAAUUAGGGGAGGGGAAAGGAAGGAAAAACUUGGAAGUGGGAAAAAGGGGGUAUCCAUCCAUUAUAACAGUAAGUAUGUUAAUGUACAAGGCACUUACGUUGAAAAACAUUCCAUAACAAGUUAUUAAAGGUAACAUGUUUUUUUGACAUCGGUUUCCCAUUGAUCCCAGUAGUAUUUCAAUUGUGCAAAUAUAUGUGUGUUAUUUCUAUGUGAUAAUUCGUAUGAUUUGUUUUCUAGUGUUAGUGUUACUACUUCUUUAACUGAGGGUGUGUUCUUAGAUUUCCAAUAUCUAGGUAGGCAUGUGGUUGCAGCUAUCAGAAUGUGGCCCGCUAUAAUUCUAUCAAUUUUACUGAUGGAUUCAGGGAAUUUUUAAAAUAGAGCCAGUUUAGAUGUGAAGCUACCUAUGUUACUGUUCACCUUAAUAAUUAAGUCAUGUAUCAUUUUCCAAUAUCUAGUCAGUCUUGGGCAAAACCACCAUAUGUGGGCCAUGUUGCCCAGUCCUCCGCAAUCUCUCCAACACCUAUCGCUGUACUUAUUAUUCAUAUUAUGCCAUUUAGACGGGGCCAGAUACCAUCGAUACAGAAUUUUAAAGUGGUUUUCGUGAUGGUUGGAACAGAAAGAUAGGCCCUUCAGAGAUGAAAAAAAACUGAACCAAUCCUCCAACUUAUAUUGGGAACCCAGCUCCGUCUCCCAGGAACUCAUAUGCUUCAGUUUAAUUGAUGGUUUAUCGUUAUGUAACAUAUAACAGAUAGAUAUAAUGCCCUUCCUAUUCGGAUCAUGCAAAAAAUAGCUUUUCUAGUUGUGAUAUUUCUAGUGCUUUAUAAUUUUUUUAAAAAUUUUUUUUGUUAUUCUUUAUUUUUGUUAGUGAAAAUGAGUACAAACAUGCUUGCAGUGCCCCAAUAGCGAGUGCGAGCAAUUCAGAAGCAAUCUUUGGCAUAGCUAAGACUUUUUAGGUAACAUAGAUAACAAACUUUGUCAUGGCUAAGACUUUGCACAUUUUUAGUUAAAGUAUAUAACAAACUGUGGCAUAGCUAAGACUUUGCACAUUUAUAGUUAAUGUAGAUAAACUUUGUCCAUGGCCAAGACUUUGCACAAUUUGUAGUUAAAUAGAAAACAAAUUUUGGUAUAGCUAAAACUUUGCACAUUUGUUGUUAAAAUAUAUAUACAUAGAUAACAAACUUUGUCAUGGAUUUGCACAUUUAUAGUUAACGUAGAUAAACUUUGUCCAUGGCCAAGACUUUGCACAUUUUUUUUUUUUUUUUUUACAGGCUGGGUGGCCGAGGUAUGUGUGCAUGGUAUGCAGUGAACUGGCUGCAAUCUCUUGUGUGAAUACAGUGAUAGUAUAAGAUUUAGGUUGUGUUAAGCCUAAUCAGCAGGACAUGCAAGACAAGUAAACAAUUGUAACACUGGAGGAGUCUUAAGGGGUUAACACUGUUUGGGUUUUAUCAGACAGUCCCGGUCAAGGAGUUGGUAUAGUUGUUAUUGCCCCUGAGGGCUUCAUGUUGUGUCAUCAGCGGGGGAACCGUAACUGGGCCGUUGCGGGACAAAAGUUUUCACCCUUGUCGGGUCCAAUCUGUGCUGCGGUUUGGAGGCUCCGGAGUGAGCCGGGGGUUGCAUAGCCUCCUGGGGUAUUCCCAGUUUAGGAAGUAAGUCCUCUGCUCCCUUCAUGUCGAGGACCUCAUGUGUGUUCUCGCCGUGUAUCACCAGCAGGGAGCGGUUGAGACGCCACCUGUACUUCGUUCCUUGUUGUUGAAGGAGUGCUGUGAAUGGCCGAAAAGACCUCCUCCAGGCCAGGGUGCUGCUGGACAAGUCUGCAAAAAAGGAGAGUGACGUGGAUUCAAAAGGGUACUGGGCAUGGUUUUCCAUCCAUCUCUGCCUAUUUUUUUGACUAUUAAAGCUUACAACCACUGCAGCGUUAGUUGCAAAGUAGUACUUUCUGAAAUUAGGGACACCAAUGCCCCCAUGAAGUUUUUGGUGCUGCAGGGAUGUAAGCUUAAUUCUGCUGGGUUUGUUGUUCCAAAUAAAUUUUAGCAUUAUUGAAUGUACUUUGUUAAAGAAGGACAUUGGAUCAGAUAAGGGGAUAGUUCUAAAAUAGUACAAGAUUUUUGGGAGGAUUGACAUUUUUAUGGAGGCAGUUCUUCCUAACCACGAUAACUCCAUACCACCCCAUCUCUCCAUCUCCUUGUGUAGGUUCAGCAAUGCUCUCUUCAAGUUAUGAAUAUGCAUAUUGGGUAAAUGUUUGCAUAAAUUAAUUCCUAAAUAUUCCAGGUAAUCCCUCCUCCAGUCGAACGGAUAUGAUAGUCUUAAUUCAUCCAUAUCAGAUUUAUGCAAGUGGAAAGGUAGGGCCUGGAUGUUGGAUACAUUUAAUUUAUAAUAAGAUACUUCUCCAAACUGGAGUAGAAUAGUAUUGCGAGAUUUUAGAGAGUCUUUUGGGGUUUUGAGUGCUAGAAUGACAUCAUCUGCAAAUAACCCUAUUUUGUGAGUGGAUCCCUUGAUAUUAAUACCUGCGAUUUCUGGGGUCGUCCUAAUCAGUUAGGCCAGGGGUUCCAUUGCCAGGACAAAGAGAAAUGGAUAUAAGGGGCAGCCUUGACGCGUCCCAUUAGUUAGAGAAAACGUUCUGGAUUGGAAACCCGAGGCCGAUACAUGAGCUGUGGGUGCACUGUAUAGUGCCUUUAUCGCAGUAAUAAAAGAUUGUGGAAUAUCAAAUCUGCUCAGUGUCUUCCAUAGAUAUCCCCAAUGUACCCUGUCGAACGCCUUCUCUGCAUCCAAUGAAAGGAGCAGAGAAGGAGUUCUUGUUGAAUUGAUCUGCUGAAUUAAGUAAAUGAACUGUCUCGUUCCAUCAGGUGCUUGUCUACCUCUCACGAAUCCUACCUGGUCAUUAUUGAUCAAUAAAGGUAUUAGAUUAGUUAAUCGCUUCGCUAGUAUCUUCGAAUAUAUUUUUGUGUCGUUAUUAAUAAGGGAUAUAGGCCUAAAAUUAGAGCAUCUGACAGGAGUUUUACCCGGUUUUGGCAAGGUGACAAUCUGUACGGACAAAGACUCUCCUGGUAUCUUCCCCCCGGACUUAUAGGAGUUGAAUAAUUUGGACAUAUGAGGAAUUAAAGUUUCUGCAUAGGUCUUUUAGUAUAAAAUGGUGAAUCCAUCAUGACCAGGGGCCUUUCCAGAUGGCAUGAGCUUAAUCGCCUCGGCUAUCUCUGCUUCAGAUAUAUCACGCUCAAAUUUUUCCAAAUUAUCAGAAGACAGCCGAGGCAACGGAAUCCUGUCUAAAAAAUUAUUAAUAGUCGCCUCAGACGGAUGGGUGAGAUUUACAUCAUUGGUCACUAAUCUUAUUCAGGUGAAAUAUUUUUUGUCCCUGGUCAUCUAUUAAGUACGCAAUUUUAGAAUGGGCAUUCACCUGCCGGAGUUUGGACACCAGGAGAGUUGAGGCCUUGUUACCCUUUAAAUAAAACACUUUCUUGAAGCGUCUCACCAUGAGAGUAGUUCGAUCCAAAUUUAUUUUGUGAAUUUUUUAUUUAAUCUCCCCUAUCAUUGCUGACAGGGAGGAAGAUGGACCGAAUUUAUUUGCCUGAUUUAGGUUGUACAGUUCUUUUUCCAAAUUUCUUAAGUUGCUGUUAUUUUUCCUCUUCAAGUGAGACGCCCUAGAAAUGAAAUGGCCUCUCAACACAGCCUUGUGCGCAUGCCAUGGAACCACCUCGCCAGGAACCUCAUGCGAAACAUUUUCCAAAAAAUAGUCAUUCAGUAUCCCUUCAGCUAGCGAUCUAUUUUUAGGAUCAUCUAAUAAGUAAUCACUCAGUUUCCAGUGCCUAUUGGGGGAGAAAGAAACCAUUUUGUCUAUAUGCAAAGUUAUGGGAGCAUGGUCAGACCAGUUGACAUCUAAAAUAUCAGAUCUUGAGAUGUGUGGUAUGAGAGUGCCCUGUAUCAGAAACCUGUCCAGCCUGGAAUACAUGUUCUUAGAUACUGAGUAAAAAUUAUAGUCUCUUUUAUUCUCAUGCAUUAAUCUCCAUGGAUCAUAUGUCCACAUUCAACCAUAUAUUUCGAGCAUUUCACAGCUAAUCUAUCACUAUCUCUCCUAUGGAGUUUAUCCAAAUUAUCCCUUGCAUUAUCUAAGUCGCCACCCAUAACCAGGUAUAUGGUAUGGAUUGGUAAGGUUACCAAUGUUAGGUAUACAAUUGUCAAUGUGUACUUUCCUAACACGGGUCAGCUUACUUUCUUUAGGAAAAUUAUGGAUUUGGUGAAUGAGAACAUGAAAGGGACUUUGGUGAUGUGUGGAGAUAUGAACACAUCACCAAAGUCCCUUUCAUGUUCUCAUUCACCAAAUCCAUAAUUUUCCUAAAGAAAGUAAGCUGACCCGUGUUAGGAAAGUACACAUUGACAAUUGUAUACCUAACAUUGGUAACCUUACCAAUCCAUACCAUAUACCUCCCGUCAUCAUCCAUCAUUAUCUUUUCUGUAGAAUUGGCCACAUUCCUGCAAAAAAAAAAAUGGAAGUACCUCUAGACUUAGUUUUGUAAGUACAAUGAAAUUGGGAAGGGAAUAACCGUGUCAUAAAUUUUUACUCUUUUCCUUCCUUAAGAUGAGUCUCUUGAAUACAGACAAUAUCUGAUUUGUUGGAUUUUACUUCUUUGAACAAUAGUCGCCUCUUGUGAAUGGUGUUCAGGCCCCUCACAUUAAAUGACAUGAGUUUAAUGACCAUGACUCAAAUCAGAGUACACAGCCAUUAAAAAGAGAUUGUAUAGAAAUGUGGGGGCCUGAAGGCCUGCAUCCCAAGAGGAGAGUUAUGAAAUCCAACAAUCGUAAUAACAAAUACAUUUGUUUAGACAAGAGUGAGCGUGCUAAAACAUUUGAAGCAUAACCUGUUAACUUCUUGAAUUGUUUACAGUGCAUUAGUAAAUGGAUGGGAUAAAAAGGAAAAAUGAAAAAAAUUGGGAAUGAUAAACUUGGAUAAAUUCCCCUAUACGGGGAGAAAAAAAAAACUAUGUUUAGAAAAAGGGCCAUCCCUUUCACACCUUGCAGAAACCCCUUUUGAUCAAAAGAGCAAUUUCUCUCUGCCAUUUGUCCUCUACCCAUGGGUCAAAUUAUUGAUGCAAUACUCUAGUUGUAUUAAAUAGCAAUAUUCCAUGGUGUAAUAAUAAAUUAUGCACCUUUGCCGUGACAUACAGUGCUUUACAUUGCAGGAUUAAAAUGACAGGGCCAUUGCACCCAAACCACUUAAUUGAGAUGAAGUGGUCUUCGUGACUUUAGUGUAAAAGAAAUGCUAUAACUUUAAAAAGAAACAGAGUAGCAUACUUCUCAACUGUCCCUAUUUAAGAGGGACCGUCCUUAUUUUGAGUCCAAAUCCUUCUGUCCCUUUUUUAUACUAAUGUUCCUUUUUUCUUUUGUUAGUGUGUCUUGCGUGUUUAACAGAGCUCCACAGCAAUAAUACUCACAGUAAUGUGUCAUCUCCGUAAACUGACCUGGAUGUUGCGGCCCUUUUGUUUUAACCCUGCUAUCAAAAACAUUGCUGUUUAGUAGAUAUGACAAUGUUAUGAUUGCAGGGUUGACCCACACUGCGGCACAGUGAAGUGUUUAGUUCGUGCACUAGCCUCUGAAUGCUUCCCAAUGGGGAGGCAUUUGAUUUACUGAGAUUAUCAAAUUUAAUAAUCUCAGACUAGGAGACAGAGCGACAGGAUGGAAAGAGGUGGAGCGGUGAUGGACAAUAAUCUAACUACCUACUAUGACACUAUGGCAUUGAUAAAUAAAUGCUUUAUUGCUAAUGCUAUAGUGUUCCUUUAAUGGGACACUCUAGGAACCAGAACAACUGUAGCUUAAUGUAGUGGUUCUGGGGCAAUGCAUUCUCGGCAGUGUAGACAAAGUCCAAUUGGACAACUACUAAAGGGGCAUUCUGGUUUCAGUCCUGCAAAGACGCUGAAUGCUCCACAUUGAGAUCUUUGAGAUACAAUAACUCAAUUAUUUUAUUAUAUUUGUAUUCCUAACACUAGAGUGUUCAGCUAGACCAGCCUUGUAUGAAUCCUAUUUCAUUUUCUCUCUUUAAAAUAUAUGAUUAUAAAAUUAGAAUUUAGGAACACUCUGAGUACCACUGAGGUUCUCAGAGUUUGCCUUCCCCUUAAAGUAUGCUAACAAUAUGGAAACUGCUCUGAAUCAUCAAGCGCAAUCCUGUGUACAAAGUAGCACCGUUUUAAAUACAGCUUUUUUUUAAAUCACAGCAUGGGUUCUACUCCAAAAGGGCCAAUCACUGGAACACCAACCAUGAACCCUACUGUGUCCCAGACUGACAAAAGAUGCCGACAAACACACACACGUAAACCCCAAAAUCUCUACUUACACCUUUUGCAUGUUUGUUCUAAGAACCAUACACUCAGCUAUUUCUCAAAAAGAACCAAGGACUUAAGAAAGUAAAAUAAAUGUUUUAAGUCACACAAACAAGAGGCAUACACCCCAUUAUUUCAUGAUUGUGUUUUUAUUAGACUUUCCGGUGGAGGAAUUGCUUAUUCACAGUGAGCUAGCAAGUAAAAAAGAAGUUCCAUGCACGCCCGUCCAUAGCGUGCGCAAAAGUGAUCUGAAAGUAGAAUGCAAAGAACUUAUCAGUUCUCGACGAGCUUCCUUUGAAAAUUGCGGCCAUUCUUUAAGUCAUUGUUUAACAUUUUUUGUGUAGCAUAAAAUAAACAAAUACAAUGACAAAUUACUCUGGGAAUCCAAUUCUGUAGCUUCUAGGGAUUUCCAGCACGACUGAUUAACUCUAUCUGCACCAAAAGUGUAAACUGCAUAACUGUAUGGUGUUUAGAGAAUUUACUGUAAAACAAACUAUCUAAAAAAAAUUAAAACAAUCAGUAAAAUAAGUGAUCUAUGUAUUGUUUGCUUAUUUAAACUCGACACAUAAGGACAUUGGUAAAUAAUGCCAUAGGGGUAUGAUAAAAUGGAGCAAUAAUAGAGGUAGGAUCUCCUGCGUUGUGGUGGUUUGUAUGAUUCUGCGCACGUGGCGUUUUGAUUCGUACAGUUUCUUUGCAAGGAAUCCAAGAUGGCAAUGAUUUGUGAAGGAAUGUCUCGAAUGGCAGAACAGUUUACAUUUUUGGAUGGCUCCCAUUCGUAAACAGAAUUCUGUCUUAUGGAAUAAAACACUUUUUAAAUCAUGUUUAAAGAACCUGAUAAACAGCCUAAUUUGUGUAGAAAAAUAUAUUUUACCUCCGUUUUAGGGAUUUGAAAAUAAACUACAUUGAGCUAUAUUAAAAAUACAUUAAGCUAUAAAUUAUAUUGAAAUGUUGUGAAUCACCGGCUCUUAUGGUAAAUGGAAAGGUCAUAUCUGCAUAAUUGAAAAUAAAACAUAGAUUUACCCCUCUUUCUAUUGUCAUUUGACAUCUGCCAUUAUGUCACCUGUACAACAUGAGACCAUUCCGCUGGUUCAUAGUUUUUGGACAUUGGCAUAUGAUUAACAGACAAUCAUGCAAUGCCCCAACAGCAUUGCCAAGGCAGUAACUGGACAAAGCAUAAUAUUCACAAGGCAUUUGGGUAUACUGCACAAUUUUUGCAAUGUAGUGUACGGUACAGGCUAAGCAGAACAUGUCUAGAUUAACGAUUGAGAGAGAGAGAGAGAUACAAAGCUAUGCAAGGUCAUAGACAUGUUGAUAAAAGUAUUAAAGUAGGCUAUGAAACAUGCUUAUAAUACUGAGAUGUAGUAUUCAAAAACCAAACUAACCAGGUGCAGCACAGGUGAGUGGGUCAGCACCAUGUUGUGGACUGGGAUAACCCCCACCGGUCCAGAGGGGGCAGGUAGGAGCAGGAUGAGUCCAUUCCGAUGCCUCUCCACCUCCCCCCACCCCCCAACCGCCUGUAGGCCGCAACCCCGUCCUGUCAUGGAGCCUUGAGCCGCCAGCGAUAUUACCGCAGGUGUGCAGUCACAGGGGUCCUCGAGAGUGCAUAGCUUGUGUGAGAUGAGUUUGAGGCAGCGUUUGGCUAUUUAACCGGGUAAAUUAGUGUUUCAUCCCUGAAGCAUCCCCGAAGCGAAAUGAAAGCAUUAUUAUUAUUAGUUGUUAUUGAUACAUAGAAUUUUAUAACUGUUAGCAGAGGACAAUAUUUCAAUACAGACUGCUAUUUGAAAAGUAUAUUUGAACAAACCCUUGUUCUUCUUUCUUUAUUCAGAUUAAGGCCCUUUCAACUCAACAAAGGAGCUGUCUAA
Molecule: messenger RNA, 14033 nt
Organism: Pelobates cultripes (western spadefoot toad)
Lineage: Eukaryota; Metazoa; Chordata; Amphibia; Anura; Pelobatidae
Source: the annotation of a GenBank genome assembly